Messenger RNA from Camelina sativa (false flax), 2363 nucleotides. RefSeq names its product nardilysin-like. The record is from RefSeq and is a predicted model, not a curated record. Gene Ontology annotation, cellular component: cytosol. NCBI's taxonomy places the organism in Eukaryota, Viridiplantae, Streptophyta, Magnoliopsida, Brassicales, Brassicaceae. Gene Ontology annotation, molecular function: metal ion binding.
GGGUGGAUCCAACCCCAACAAAAGGGCCCGGCCCAGGAAAAAGCCCAUAAAUAUCCCUUUCAAGAGAAGGGGGUAUUAUGGUAUUUUUCCUAGACGAACCGACACAAUUCCCUAUAAAUACGGGCGUACGGCCUGUAGAAAAGGGGAUCGGAGAAAAGCAGGAGAAUUUGUGCAGCAAGUACAAAAAGCUUAGCUCGUCCAAGCAAAAGUCAACGGUUCCAAACUCAUAGCUUGGAGAAUCGACGAGAUAUCAGCUCGUCUAUUAUCCUCGUCUACCUUUGUAACCGUUCAAGUCGCGUUGUAGCCCGUCUUUUGUGUUCCGACACCAAUAUAAUAGAAGAGAACUUCGACCCUCUUUGACCGAACUAAAACAUAUUAAUUGUGACCAAAAGGGACAUCAACACCUCAAAUUACUGCGAGAUACAGAACCGCAAAGAUGGGUCAUGGAUGAAUUUUGGUUAACUAAGAAAAGAGAGUAUGAUAGUGAGAUUAAUUCACAUCCAUCACGGUUUGCUAUACGUAUCUCAGGUAAUAUGCUUCUGUAUCCAAUGGCACAUGUUAUUCGUGCGGACUAUUUGAGCAACUGGAACCCAAAGGCAAUACAAGAUCUUUUGAAGUAUUUUACGCCGGAACGUAUGAGGAUUGAUUUUGCUUCAGAAUCUGUCAAGGGAACAGACCUCAAACUUGAACCUUGGUUUAAGUCUUGGUACAGAGAAGAACAAAUACCAGCUUCUAUUAAAGAAGCCUGGAGUAGUUCUUCUGAACUACUACUCCAUGCUUCUCUGUGUUUUCCUUCUCCAAACAAGUUCAUUCCAACUUCCUUGGUAGCUAGAAGCGUUGAAUGUAUGCAGCUUCCUGUACGCAUUGUGGAUACGCCUUCCUUGAACAUGUGGUACAAACUUAGCAAUGUGGAUUCUUCAUGCUUAUACUUCCUCAUACAUCACAAGGGUGGAUAUAGCAGUCUAGAGAACCAUGUGAUGAUGAGAUUAUUCACUGAAAUUUUGAAGGAUGAAGUAAAUGAUAUCUUAUAUCAGAGCCAAGAAGCUGGAGUUUCCUCUUCAAUAACACUACAUGAUGACCAGCUGUUGCUGAAAGUCUCUGGAUACUGGGAGAAGCUCAAUCUCUGGUUAUCAGAUAUUUGGAAGAGUUUCAUGAAUUUCUCCUUAACCAUUAAAGGCUUUGAGAUUAUCAAAGAAAAGAUAAAGACACAUCUGAGCAACCUGGAUAUCUACUACCUGUCUGAUUACGUGCUAGACCAAGUAUUAGUUGAAAAGUCAUAUAGCAUAUGUAAGGCGCUGGAGGUGUUGGACAAGAUUUCUUUUGCUGGCCUUGAAAACUUCAUUCAUGUUAUGCGUUCAGAGAUAUUCAUUGAUGGUAUAUGCUCUGGUGAGCUGUUACCUGAUGAAGCAAUGGAUAUUUCUAGCAUAUUCCAAACUACGCCAGUGAGUCCACUCCCAAAAGAUGUUAGGCACACAAAUAGGAUACUAAGUCUUCAGACCAAACUCAGAAGAAUAAAUGUCAAGGUGUCUAACAUUAAUUCUGUGAUGAAGCUCUAUUUCCGAAUAGGUCGUGAAAAAGGCAGAAGUAUGAGGAAAAGAGCAAUGAUACAUCUCUUCCGUGAAGUCAUAUACCAAGUGCUAUUCGAUAAACUAAGGACUGAGGAGCAGCUUGGUUACAUUGUGAGUUGCUCACCACACAUCAAGUGUGGAGUCCUUGGAUUCACAAUUACGGUUGUAUCUGCAAAGUACUCUCCCUCUCAUCUGUUGAAAAGAGUAACCAAAUUUGUAAAUCUGAUUGGAGGUCACCUGGACACGAUUCCUCAGGAAUCUUUUGAAGAUUACAAAGAUGGUCUUAUUGCUAAGCUAAAUAAUGACAUAAGUAUUACACUGGAAGAAAUAAUUAGCAAAAGGUACACAUUUGAUUCCUACUCGAGAGAAGUUGGGGAAAUAAAAAGGAUCAAGAAAAAGCAUAUUCUCAGAUGGUACAGGAAGCAGUUUAGAUCUUGCCAUAGAAUUGCUCUUUGCCUUUGGGGAAGUGAAACGAAAAUGAAGAAAAAGAGGACUAAGAAGAGGAACGGUCUGAGGCAUGUGAAGAUACCUAAAGUGCUCAAGUUGAGUUCAACUCGUUUACCUCAGAUGACUUUUAAAAAAGUGAGGAAGGUCGUGACCAACCGCAAAUCCAGCUCUUAAACAUCCAUAUCAGUUACUUCCGCUUUCUGUAUCUCUUUUUACUUUCUAAGUUGAAACUUCAACUUGCGAUGCUUUAUUACUUGAAACCUUUUCUGCACUGAGAUUUUGAGAAAACUAUUGUCGGAAAAUUGAAUGUUUUUGCUACUUAGACUAAUAUAUAACCAGAUUGUGGGA